Messenger RNA from Theileria parva strain Muguga, 1914 nucleotides. Its product is annotated as CBF/Mak21 family protein. Lineage: Eukaryota; Apicomplexa; Aconoidasida; Piroplasmida; Theileriidae. Gene Ontology annotation, biological process: ribosome biogenesis. The transcript has a single exon. The record is from RefSeq and is a predicted model, not a curated record. Bases 48 to 1859 code for a protein of 603 amino acids. Gene Ontology annotation, cellular component: small-subunit processome; nucleolus; Noc4p-Nop14p complex.
UAAUUUAGGAUAAAAUAGAAUUUUAUUUUUAUUUUUAACCUAAACAAAUGGAUUCUUUAGUUUUACUUGAGAAUUCCUUUGGUUAUUUAGGAAGUUUGAAUAACUGUGAUUCUGAACUCCAUUCAUCUCUUGAUAAACUAUUUAAAAACCUCAUUAACUUGAAAAAUAAGUAUAAAAUUAAUUUUGACUUGGAAUCCUUUACUAGAAUUUUACCAGAUGAUCCAAAAGUUUUAAAUCUGGAUACUGAUUUUAGCGGCUUUUCUGAAUCCGGUUCUAACACCAAGAAAACAAUAAAGAAACUCUUAAAUUUCUCACUGCUACACUUGAUUAAAACCCUUCGGGAUGAAAAACACCUGGAUAUAUGCUUGGAUAUCCUGGUUGAUUUACUAGAUUCUGAAUAUCAUUUGGCAGUAGAGGUCAAAGGAAUUAAGAUUCUUGAGUUUUUGGACCUAUUUUUGCUAAUUUUAUUCCUUGGAAACACUUAUAAUCUGGGAAUAACUCAGCAUUUCUUACUAAACAGCAAGUAUGUAACAUAUUUACCAUACCACUUAUUAAACACUCUAAAAAAUUCUGAAAGGUCAAAACUUUUAAACAAAUACCUUAAUGGUAACCAUUCCUUUGAUUCUAGUUUGUUUAACGAGAGGUUUUUGAUAUUCCUUUCUAAGCUUAAUACUCCUGAUAAGCUUUCUGGCAGUACUGAUAAACAGGAUAAAAUUCUCAAAAUUCCAAAGAAAGAGUUGGCUCUUAAGACCUUUGAUUCUGCUUUUCAUAAUUCUACUCAAAAUAACCACGAUUCCUUGGAUACUGACUCUGAUUUAACUGAUGAUGAUGCUGAAGCUGAAGAUACGUCUGAUGACGGCGUGGAUUACGAACUAUAUGGAAAUAACUAUGUAAAAUUAUGGGAACAUAUACUAAACGACUUUAUUCGCUCAGUGGAUAACAAAAGUUUGGUUAUAAUUUUGGAAUGCUUACCAAAAUUUGCCUUCCCUUAUAUAAACAACCCGCUCCGUGUGGCAAAUUUCUUGUACAAUAAUUUGAAUAACAACAAUGAGGACAUUGUUAUUAAUUCUUUAAAUUGCUUGUUUGAACUUAUACUGUACUAUAAUCUAACAGAUCAGCUUAUUCAAAUUUCACCUACACCUCAUAACAUUACUGAUGGUAACAGUUUGAACUUGGAUUCAGUCACAUCUCUUAGUAAAUCUUCCAAUGAAGAAUUUGAUUGGUUUUACAAUAAAUUAUAUGAGUUAAUUGAUUUCAAAUAUCUCUCAACCAGUUCAAGCACUGUUCUUAUACUAUUGAUUGAGAAGGCGUUAAACAGUUCCAUGCUACCCAACACUUUAGUAUCAUUUUUUAUUAAGAAGUUACUAAAAACAUCAACGGUUCUGGAAACUAAUAAGUGCAAUUGCCUUGUAAUCAUUUCUCUUAACAUGUUACAGAAGCAUCGACACAACCUACUGUACAUGAUUCAUUCUCCUGAAACUACCUUACCUGCACCACCCAAACCUGUUGGUCCUAACACCACCAUUAAUACAAGUAGUGUUGAUAAUAAAGAUUCAAAAGAUGAUUCCACCGAGAAUUUAACCAACAAAGACAACGUGAAUAGUACUAAUUUGGAACAAAAUAAUGCUAAAGAGUUAUUUUUGCACGAAUUGUAUCUGUUGCUACGUCACUUCAACAAUGACACUGCCAAAAUUGUCGGAGUAUUUUUCACAGAUUUAAGUUCUAAAAUAGGUUUAAACAUUAAGGAUUUCAUACAUUCACCUUCAAAUAAAGUUUUCAAGGGUAAAAACACAUGUAAUAAACCGUUUAGAACCGUUUUACAGAACACAACGAAACUAACCAGUGAAUUUUUAAACUGAUAACUCAUCUUUUUAAAUUCAUUAAACGUCAUGUACACAAAUUUAAUGUAAAGAC